This is a messenger RNA of Pungitius pungitius (ninespine stickleback), 3469 nucleotides long. Its product is annotated as prickle-like protein 2. The transcript is spliced from 9 exons. Gene Ontology annotation, molecular function: zinc ion binding. The coding region runs from base 552 to 3293 and encodes 913 amino acids. The record is from RefSeq and is a predicted model, not a curated record. NCBI's taxonomy places the organism in Eukaryota, Metazoa, Chordata, Actinopteri, Perciformes, Gasterosteidae.
CGCUCUCUCUCAGCUUGUGCGCAUUGUUGUUGCCAGAGCACGCUGGUUCUCACACCCUGACGCACAACAUAAAUACUUACAGGGGGGACUCGACUUGAUCUACAAAGACUUUCUCACUGUUAUUUCUUUCUUAUUGGCCCAUCUUCUCGGCCAUGGCCGCCUGUUACCAGACCUAAGGAGAGAAAGAGAGCCCAGAGGGGAGAGAGAGAGAGAGAGAGAGAGAGAGAGAGAGAGAGAGAGAGAGAGAGAGAGAGAGGGAGAGAGACCUGUGCUGAUGACAGAAGCUGCAGCCUUCCCUCUGUUGCUGCUACAGUACGUGUGAAAGAGGGAGAGGCAGCAGUAACUCGCUCUGAGCUUCGCAUUGCAGAGCGAGAGACGUUCAGUCCUGUGGUUUGUGUCCGGCGUGAAACGCUCGGUCCCCCGAGAACCUCCACCUCCACCUCCACCUCCGCCCCCGCCUCGCACCACCAGGACUCCGGCAGCAUCCGCAGAGAAUAGGAAUCCCUGUGCCCACGGAAGCGGUCCGUUUAGAGGAGAAUGUUGUGACAGCCAUGUCUCUGGAGAUGGAGAAGACCAUCACCAAGCUGAUGUACGACUUCCAGAGGAACUCCACCUCCGAUGAUGACUCUGGAUGUGCACUGGAGGAGUACGCCUGGGUCCCCCCCGGCCUUAGUCCCGAGCAGGUGCAUCAGUAUUAUAACUCCUUGCCAGAGGAGAAGGUCCCUUAUAUAAACAGCCCUGGAGAGAAGUACCGCAUCAAACAACUUCUCCACCAGCUGCCGCCACAUGACAAUGAGGUGCGUUACUGCAACGGGUUGGACGAGGAGGAGAAACGAGAGCUCAAGCUCUUCAGCAACCAACGGAAGAAGGACAACCUGGGCCGGGGAAACAUCCGUCCUUUCCCCCCCACCAUGAACGGGGCCAUCUGCGACAAGUGCGGCGGUCAAAUAAACGGAGGGGACAUGGUGGUUUUCGCCGCGAGGGCGGGCCACGGUAAAUGCUGGCACCCUCACUGCUUCGUAUGCAGCAUGUGUGAGGAGCUUCUGGUGGAUCUCAUCUACUUCUACCAGGACGGCAAGAUCCUCUGUGGCCGGCACCACGCCGAGAGGAUGAAGCCCCGCUGCUGCGCCUGCGAUGAGAUAAUCUUUGCUGAUGAAUGCACCGAGGCGGAAGGCAGGCACUGGCACAUGAGGCACUUCUGCUGCUACGAGUGCGAGACCGCCCUCGGCGGCCAGCGCUACAUCAUGAAGGACGGGCGGCCCCACUGCUGCAACUGCUUCGAGUCCCUUUAUGCCGAGUACUGCGACGCGUGUGGAGAGCACAUAGGCAUCGACCAAGGCCAGAUGACGUAUGACGGGCAGCACUGGCACGCCACCGAGGAGUGUUUCUGCUGCGCUCGGUGCAAGCGCUCCCUGCUGGGGCGCCCCUUCCUGCCCAAACAGGGGCAGAUCUUCUGCUCACGGUCCUGCAGCGCUGGACAGGAUCCGGACGAGUCAGACUCCUCAGACUCCGCCUUCCAAAGCGCCCGUUCCCGCGAAUCCCGCCACAGCACCAAGAUCGGCAAAAAGGAGCGCAGGAACGCCGAGGCCCGGCAGGCUGCUCCUCCGCCCAUGCCCGACCGCCUGUCGGCGGAGAUCGAUCCGCUCUCCGUCCAGAUGGACCGUCUGAGCCUCUCGUCCAGCCAGACCCCGAGCAGGACGCCCAACCGCACGCCCAGUCGCACGCCGAGCCACGCCCCGAGCCUCAACCAGGUGUGGAUGAGCCGGGACGACCCCUACGUGCCCGCAGCCUACGAGGGCCCCCAGCGGGAGCCCUCCCCCACACCUGCGCCUGUGCAUCUGCUGGCCCAGUGUAACCCCAGGCAGGGCUACAACCCCAACGCAAACGCCCAUCCUCCAGCUCAGACCGCCGCCAAUCCGGGGAAGAGGCCCGACUCGUGGGGGAAGGAGCCGGGCAACGCCAAGAGGACCCCCAUGGCGGCUUUGAGGGGCCACUCCUUUAAUGAGAACUGGACCCACCACAGCCAGGACGAGUUCAGGCCCAACAAGCUGCGCACCCAGAUGAGCUUCAACGAGAUGUCGAGCCAGAACCAGGGCUUCUCAGACAAGAGGAGCAUCAGCCUGCACGGCUUCCAGAGAGACGGCAGACCCCCGCUGACCCGCAGGAACCCCAUCAAUGCCAUGAGCUUCAACGAGCCCCUCGCCCCUCUGGAGCAGACUCCUCGAGGAUCCACAGAUUCCCUCAUCAUGUCCAACGCCACAGGUAACUCCCUGGACGGGGUCAGUAAGCGUCAGGAGCAUCUGUCCAGGUUCUCCAUGCCCGACCUGAGUAAAGACUCUGGUGUGAAUGUGUCUGAAAAGAGCAACAUGGGCACCCUGAGCUCCUCGGUCCAGUUCCACAGCACCGAGUCGCUGACCUCCUCUCGCCCCUAUAACAACAACGCGUACGCUCCGCUGAGAGUCGGCUACCCGCUGCAGUACUGGGACGGCCCGCAGCCGCUAGGCUUCGACGACAAAGGCCGCGUCGGUGUGAUAGGCAGCAGUGGAAACUUGCGGAUGGCCCCCAUGAGCGACAGGAUGCCACGCCGACGCAUCAACGGGCAGGAACCCGCGGCGUCGCAGCAGCAGCAGCAGCAGCAGCCGCAGCCGCAGCCGAGGCGCCACAAACACCACCGUGGAAACCACGGCAACGGGCAGCACCGCAGCAGCCGCCACCACAAGCGCUCCCGCCGCUCCCGCUCCGACAACGCCUUGCACCUGGUGGCGGACCGGCCCGCCCAGAUGCUGGAGGCGCCGUACCGCCGCGUCCAGGAGGAUUACGACCGCUUCCCCGCCGGGAACGGCGCCCGCGAGUUGUUUGGCCUGGAGCCCGCCGGGUACAGGCAGCAGCCUCAGCGGCCAUGCCCCCGCACCACCUCCGACCUCACCCUGCAGAACGCUGGCUGGCCCCCCGCGGGGCUCGGCGGGCCGUGCUGGGGCGACGGGUACACGGAGGCUGCCGACCCCUGGUGCUCCAGCUGCUCCUCUUCCUCCGAGUCAGAGGCAGACGAGGGCUACUUCCUGGGCGAACCGAUCCCGCGGCCCGUGCAGCUCUGCUACAUCAACAACGAGGAGCUCCGCCAUCGCUACAGCCCCUCCGGGAUAGCCGCCCACCACGGACCUCUGCACGGGCCGAUGCACGGACAGAUGCACGGACAGAUGCACGGACAGAUGCACGGACAGAUGCACGGACAGAUUCACGGCCAGCUGCACGGCCGCCAAAGGAGGAAGAGCAAAAACUGCAUCAUUUCUUAGAGGUGGAGCAGGAGGGAUUAGGGGGGGUGAAAGAGAUGAGAGAGAGGUAAGGAACAAAGAGGUGGAACAGAGGGAGUGGGAAGGUGAGAGUGAGACAGUUUAGAGUGCAUAGUGUGUGUGUGUGUGUGUGUGUGUGUGUGUGUGUGUGUGUGUGUGUGUGUGUGUGUGUGUGUGUG